GCGCCAGCGCAGGGACCAGGGAAAUGAAGCCGCGCUGUGUGCGUAAGAUCCAGGAAACGAAACCGGAGCUGCCGCGGUGGGCGCGAAGGUUACUCCCAGACUCCCUUCCUGCUGCCUUUGGAGCAGGUUGCGCAGCAGCUGUGCCUGGCAGUCUGAAGGCGCGGAGAGGAAGCCACCGCCUGGACCCUGCUCUCUGGACCUUGGCUCGCUCGGGAGCGGAAACAGCGGCAGCCACAGAAUCUGUUUAAAUCAUGGACAAGCAAUACACACAGAUGAAUGAUUCUCACCCAGAAACAAACAUGCCAAUUGGGUAUCCGCCUCAGUAUCCACCAACAGCAUUCCAAGGACCUCCAGGAUAUGCUGGCUACCCUGGGCCCCAGGUCGGCUACCCACCCCCACCAGCUGGCCAUCCAGGUCCUGGGCCAGCUGGCUUUCCUGUCCCAAAUCAGCCAGUGUAUAAUCAGCCAGGUGGAGCUGCAGGGGUACCAUGGAUGCCAGCACCACCGACUCCAUUAAACUGCCCACCUGGAUUAGAAUAUUUAAGUCAGAUAGAUCAGAUACUGAUUCAUCAACAAAUUGAACUUCUGGAAGUCUUAACAGGUUUUGAAACUAAUAACAAAUAUGAAAUUAAGAACAGCUUUGGACAGAGGGUUUACUUUGCAGUGGAAGAUACUGAUUGCUGUACCCGAAAUUGCUGUGGGCCAUCUAGGCCUUUUACCUUGAGGAUUAUUGAUAAUAUGGGUCAAGAAGUCAUGACUCUGGAGAGACCACUAAGAUGUAGCAGCUGUUGUUAUCCCUGCUGCCUUCAGGAGAUAGAAAUCCAAGCUCCUCCUGGUGUACCAGUAGGUUAUGUUAUUCAGACCUGGCACCCAUGUCUACCAAAGUUUACAAUUCAAAAUGAGAAAAGAGAGGAUGUACUAAAAAUAAGUGGUCCAUGUGUUGUGUGCAGCUGUUGUGGAGAUGUUGAUUUUGAGAUUAAAUCUCUUGAUGAACAAAAUGUAGUUGGCAAAAUUUCCAAGCACUGGACUGGAAUUUUGAGAGAGGCAUUUACAGACGCUGAUAACUUUGGGAUCCAAUUCCCUUUAGAUCUUGAUGUUAAAAUGAAAGCUGUAAUGAUUGGUGCCUGUUUCCUCAUUGACUUCAUGUUUUUUGAAAGCAGUGGCAACCAGGAACAAAGAUCAGGAGUGUGGUAGUGGAUUAGUGAAAGUCUCCUCAGAAAAUCUGAAUUCUGUAUAUUGAUUGGGACUAUCUAAACUCAUACCUAUAUAAAUUAAGCUGUAAUGCCUGUAGCUCUGGUUGUAGACUUUUGCUUUGCAAAUUAUAGAGUUUAUCUUCUGUAUAACUGAUUUAUUAAGGCUUUUAUGCAUUUUUUUAAUACUCACUGUGAAUUUGAGAAAAAGGACAUAGGAGUUUUUACAAUUGUUAAUGAAAUUUCCUAUGAAAAACUGCUUUGAAUCAUGAUCUCUGAUUGUUUUACUACCGAAUAUUAAUUAAUGCCUUAUUAAUUUUAAUAUAAAUUAUAUUUUAUUCUAUUAAAUCUAGUUACAAUUUA
Messenger RNA from Cebus imitator (Panamanian white-faced capuchin), 1552 nucleotides. Its product is annotated as phospholipid scramblase 1. Gene Ontology annotation, cellular component: plasma membrane. NCBI's taxonomy places the organism in Eukaryota, Metazoa, Chordata, Mammalia, Primates, Cebidae. The record is from RefSeq and is a predicted model, not a curated record. Gene Ontology annotation, biological process: plasma membrane phospholipid scrambling. Gene Ontology annotation, molecular function: phospholipid scramblase activity. The transcript has 9 exons. The coding region runs from base 252 to 1193 and encodes 313 amino acids.